This is a messenger RNA of Equus quagga, 601 nucleotides long. Its product is annotated as serine protease inhibitor Kazal-type 6. NCBI's taxonomy places the organism in Eukaryota, Metazoa, Chordata, Mammalia, Perissodactyla, Equidae. The transcript is spliced from 5 exons. The coding region runs from base 96 to 413 and encodes 105 amino acids. Gene Ontology annotation, molecular function: protein binding. The record is from RefSeq and is a predicted model, not a curated record.
UAUGUCUGAGUAUGUGUUUAGUGCUCUGGGAAGUGUCUCAACAGAGAACCUGAGCUGAAGAAAGCAGCCUUGAUCGGAGUGAGCUAACUGGCACCAUGAAAAUAUCAGGUGUCUUUCUGCUCCUCUCUCUGGCUCUUUUCUGCUUUUUCUCAGGUGUCUUCAGUCAAGGAGGACGGGACAAAAGAGGCUGGAUUGCAAGAUCAGAGGGCCGAUUGCUAAGGAAAGGUGGCUUAAGGAAGCGUCUCUCUCACGUCAAUUGUGGUGAGUUCCAGGAUCCUAAGGUCUUCUGCACUCGGGAAUCUGAUCCACACUGUGGCUCUGAUGGCCAGACAUAUGGCAAUAAGUGUUCCUUCUGUAAGGCGGUGGCGAAAAGUGGUGGGAAGAUCAACCUGAAGCACCAGGGAAAAUGCUGAAUUAGAGCCAGUGUUUCAUGCUGAUUUGUCAGCUCUCUCAUCCUUUUCUCGCUUCUGCUUUUACUUUUCUCUAGCAGAUCCCUCAAGUUUAUAAAGACUCACCUUCCACUCUGUCUGGGUCUUGGGCAGUUCAAUAUAUAUAUAUUUCCUUUGAUUCACUUGUCAAUAAAGUAAAUUCUGCAGAAGCA